AGAAAUUUUACUCUCGAGAGAAGGAACUUGUGGGCCACCUUUCUUUGUUAUUAAGCAGAAGGGCCUCCUGUAAGACGCUGCUGCUGCUUGCGAAUACCUGGCAGACCUCUCUUAGGAAGCAGAGGCAAUUCCCCCCUUUUAGGAGUUUCAUGCUGAGGAGGAGAAAGAGGGGUGGAACCUCAGGCGUGCAGAGGAUUUCAGCCUCAUAAGUAACGGAGAGGGCAUGGCUUCUGGCAAACUUGAGCCCCGGCACUUUUCAUUGUAGAAACUCCUCAGCUUGCAUCUGCUGGCAAAACUGGGCGGCCGCCCACUGCUCAGUUCAUUUCCUUUCUACCCAAAACAGGACUUUUUUUUAUUGCCAAGCUUUUUAUCACCCAGCAACGUCAUGCCUGUGGUCUGCUUUUCUUCCUAGAUUUUCUUACACAUCCGUAAGAAAGUCUGUUUUAGGGAGAUUCCCCUCCCCCGCAAAAAAUCUCUCCCGCUUUAUAUUAAGAUCAUAGAACCUUUUUUGUAGGCAAGAAGGGAGUAAAACGCUCAUUCUGGGGUGAACAGCAAGCAUCCAGUUAUGCCAUUGUGUGUGUUUGCUUAUGUCAAAAAUAACGCAUUAUGAUUGCCAGUCAAGCCAGCCUUUCAUUCUCUCCCGUCCUGCUUUAUCCAGCGCACAGUCUUACGAUCUGAAGAACUCUAAAGCUUGCUCGCUAUUUUGUGGCGUUUUGAUGGGCCUAUUGCCCCACUACGGAGUUCGGAUAGUACUCUUCACUCAGAAUACGUUUUUAGAGCCUCGUCUUGAAACAGGACGCAGCCUGUUUUGAUACUGGCAGAACGGGAUUGUUGUAGUGUGCUGGCUGUUCCCUGAAAAUUUUCCUCCGAUUCCCCUCUGUCUGUGGCCAGUGCCAAGCGGAGCGGGAUCCCGUCUUGUUCUGGCUCCCUUUCUGAGGGCUGCCAAUCUAACUCCUUUCCCAGGGCGGUCAAUGACAUAGCCAAAGAGAGUUCAGAAGGCCAGAGACGCCCUCUGUGGGUUCCCUCGCGUCCGGUUGCCUCUGCGAAGCUGCGUUUGAUUGAGUGAGGAAGGGCUCGCUGGCAAGAUCCCCCGGCUGAAUGAGGUCACAGAGCCGGUAACGUUCUGCCUUCCCGCGUGUCCUGGAGACCGAGCACCUCGCCGGCUGAAGGAGGAGGAAAGGCAUAGCUGGCUGGCUUGACCCAAGUCGCUUCCAGGACAGCCGAGGCUCCUGCUAGAGGUGGUCUGUGGUGAAUAUGGCGCUCGCCGCUAGGGAUGCAGUACCCGUCUGUCUCCUCCUCCUCGUGUUCUUGCCCAGCUGGGACACUCAGACUAGGCCCCAGGGAGAACCUGACCCAGAUGUGCACACUUCGAUAGUUCAGAAAAAUAAUCUUAAAGAAAUUAUUAAACUACUUGAUCACCGAAUCCAAGUUCUGCACCAAAAGAAUUUGAUGCAUGAACGUGAACUCUCAGAGAAACAGGACAGAUCAGUAACUGUACACAUGAAUGUGGUGAAAGGAUCCUCUGUAAAAGUGAAGGCAACUCCUAGUAGCCUAACAACACAAGAAAUCCCUUUUUCCAAUAGCUAUUCAAUACUGAUUGGUAACAAGCUGCACAAGAUAUCCCCAAAUAUCUUUAUGGACACACCAGAGAGACAUAAUAAAGUGAAGGGUGCAGGAACCGAAGAGGAUAAAAAGAAAAUAACUUUGCUUCCUGGCUUGAAACAGGACAAAAUUGCUGGUAAUAAUGGUGGCAGAUCAGUAAGAACAACUAAUAUUACUAUCAGAUUCCAUUCUGCUGACAAUUCAAGCAAAACUCAGAUUGACAUUUACAAUUUAAAAGAUCCAAGAGAAGUGCCUGAAGUUCAUAUUGUAGCCAGCAACAUUAUUAACCAAGGCAUUAAAAGUGAUUCAGUAGUAUUAAAAGACAAUGGUUUGCAAGUGAUAGUAAACAGUUCAGUGGAUAAGAAUGUGAAACAUAUUCUUGAAAAAGGGAGAAGAAAAGCUCUGAUAAUAUCUGAUCAUGGCAAGAGCACUGCAGAGGGCAGUGAAAGAAAUCCUUCUUUAACAGCUUUGACGCCAUUAAAAGCCAACCACAUGGAAGAAGCUACAAGUCAGCCUCUGGUUUUUGAAGACAGUAAGCGAAAAGCAACAAGUGCACUUAAAGAUGAAAGUUCAAAAAGCAUAGUGAAACAACAAACAAAAACUUCUGUAGAAGAACUAGAAAAUAUAUUGAAUGAUCUAAAGAUGGAGAGGGAGAAACAAGAGUCUUUGCCACCUAGUGAAAAAAUGCAGUCUUCUGUAAUGGAAGAUAUUCUUCAGGAAUUAAAAGAACAUCCAGUUUAUAGGCCUUCAGCCAGUGACAGUGAGACACCGAUGCUUAUGGACAAUGCGUAUUCCUCAAAAGAACUUGAAGGCUCAGAAGAGGCAGAUUACAGGGAUGAUGAAAACCGCAACAUGCUGAUGGAGUCUUUCCCAAAAGAAAGCCAACCUGUAGAAGUCUCAGAUGAACCACCAAUGAAUGAACUUGAAGCAAGCCCUGUUCCAUACUUAAGAACUGAAGUGACAAAUGAAGACAUGAAGGAUGCCAAAAGAUUUGAAUUCUUUGAGAAGUAUGAAGAUAUUCAGGGCAAGAAAAGAGCAAAAGCUGCAGACCUAAAAGAGCUGCUAAAGCACAUCAUCAUUGCCUGUGUAGCUGUCACUGGAUUGAUCUUGGCUGUAAUAGUUCUUGUGCACAUAUACACUUCAUUAUUUGUGAAGAAGCAAGAACCCGAUAAAACAAAUGCUGAUGUUUGCAAAAAAGAUGAACCUGACAAAAAUGAAGUUAUGCCAGCUGAGAAAAAAGGAAGCCAACAAUCAGAAGACACUAUUAACAAUGAGGAAACAGGAAGCCAACAAUUAGAAGACAACACUGCUGACAUUGGAAAUCAAAACAACAACAAUGUGAGUUCACCGCCACCAAUUUUUCCAUCAACAGAUUGUGACAAAGUGCCAAAGCCUUUAGACAUCCAGCCUAUAAAAACUCGGUGGUCGCCAAACUCCCCAUCAGGAGAGACUGACUUACUUCUUCCAGCUGAACCUUUAGGGCACUCUCCUGAUAAUUGUUUCCCUUCAUACAACAGCGGCACAUGCAAGAACCUCAAAAUACAAUCUAGAACUUUCAAAACCAAUUGUAACUCUUGUAACAGUCCAGAAAAUUAUAGUAAACCCAAAGAUCAUGACUAUAAAAGAUGUCAGACCAAAGAUAUUGCUCAUUACAGAACAAAAUCAAUCUAUCAAAGACUGUCAGAGCAUAGACCCAAAUCCACAGAACCCAAAAGAUGGCACAAAAAUGGUUCAUCUAAACAACAGAGUUACAGCAGUUCAAGUUGGGUUGGUGAUCCUUCAUCCAAUUUUUCCAUUGGUUUAGACACUAAUGAAAAUAUUAAGGAGUCAGGACUGUCUCAGCAUGAUGGCUCAGAGUGUGCAUGUUUUCAGCAUAUCAAAGGUUCUUCUAGUACAGACUCGUAUUCGGAUUAGAGUACCACCAAGAGGAGUUAGGAGUUAUUCUUCUGUUUGAUCAGUGUCCGGAAGCAUUCAGUCCAGUCUUUUUAUCAUGGUUAAUCAUGAUGAAACUAUAGUAUCCUAGAGGACACAUGUUGCAAUCAUGCUAUUGAAUAAUAAAAAGUAGGUUUGAUACUGGGUUGCAGGAGUUGCUAAUCUGGCUUCUUGGAUUUGUCCAAUUAAAUUAUUUUCUGCUUGAAGUGUAAUAUGUGCUCACAUUCUUUAUCGGGUAGUAAUUCCCAUUUUGAAAAAAUAAGAGUAAAAAACUAGAGCACUACACUCUGCAAGAAUUGGUGGUUCUUUGCAACAUGAAUGCCAAAGAAAAACAGAAAGUGCAUUAAGUGCUUGGGGCUUACAAUUAAUUGGCACUAUUAAUGUUGAAGGAAAGGAUGAAUAUAUUCUACAUACAAUUAAAAAAAAUCCUUUAUGAAAAACAAAACAAACAGCAACCCCCGAAUCCAAGUAGUAUGGGACAUUAUUUUAGCAGAGAAUCAGAAAUAGUAUGAGACACUCUUUGCUCUUCAGCCCAUACAACUGAAGUAACUGCGUCCAGAACCCUGAUAGGAAACCCUUACAGAGCUUUUAGAAUUAACUCAAGGUGUGUGACAUUGCAGCCAACAAUUCCCAUGUUUGCGACAUAGCACAAGGAUGAUGUAGUCAGGAGAGUCCUUCCCCACCUUAACGUCUGGCAGGAUGCAGGGGAAAUGGAAAUCCUUUUGGUAUGCUGGUGUCAGCCAUUUGAUAAUGUACAUUUGAUUAUAUAUUCUGCAAUGGUAUCAAGACAUGCUAAAGGAAAGGCGGCCCUAUAAUUCAGAAUUAAUUUUAUUAUAUAAUUCUACCUUAUCCGGAACAGGCACUUUGUCAGAAGAAAUAGAAUCAAAGUUUCAAAGAUAAUUGUGUUUAUUUACCUGUGAAUAUAACAAAUGGAUAAUUGAAUGACGAUAUAUAGUGACUUUUUUUUUUUACAAAAAUGUUUUCCCCUAACAUCUGGACAACAAUGUAUAAAUAUUUACAAUGGAAAAAUAGGAAGGAAAGAGAAAUAAGUAGUCUUCAUUAUCCAAAUUAAUUUCUAAUACAUCAGAUUUGAACACAAAAUACGUCAUUCACAUCUAUUAAAUAUUUACAUGUUUCAUUACUGGAGAGCACUGAGGUUUCUAACUUUAUUUUUACGAUUUGUUGUAUGUGACUCCUGUUAUGUCUCCAAUAUUUGUUUCUGUAUAGCAGUUAAAAAUUUCUGGAAAAAUAAAUCAUUGUUUUGAAAAACCUGAAAA
Rhineura floridana is the source of this 4811-nucleotide messenger RNA. RefSeq lists its product as uncharacterized. The transcript has 12 exons. NCBI's taxonomy places the organism in Eukaryota, Metazoa, Chordata, Lepidosauria, Squamata, Rhineuridae. The record is from RefSeq and is a predicted model, not a curated record. Bases 1255 to 3516 code for a protein of 753 amino acids.